AUGACUACUAAGAAGAUACCAGUCCUCUCCCAGCUAGAUACCAGGAUCACUGGUCUUUCGUCUGAGUUGGCUUCGAAUACCACACAGAGCACUUGCAGUUCCAGUGGGAUGAAGCCAUGCCCCAUGUAUAUUGCCAUCAAUGAGUAUACGAAGAGAAUGGAGGAUGAACUGGAUAUGAAACCAGGAGAUAAGAUUCAAGUCAUCACCACUGAUGAGGAGUAUAAUGAUGGCUGGUUUUACGGGCGCAAUUUGAGGACCAAAGAAGAGGGUUUGUAUCCGAUGGUCUUCACGCAAGAGAUCAGUAUCGAACAGAGGCCUUCUGCUAUGAGAUCCAAAUCGACAAAGAGGAUAGCUAGCUCAGGUAAUGGCAGUACUUCGAAUUUCUCAGGCUACUCACAAAACGGUUCCACCAGUGAGCUUCCGACGCCACAGCCUUUGGAGACAGCUGCCCCAAUGCCUUUGAGCAAGAAGAAGCCCGUAGACAGGAAAAUCUCUCUGAAGACCACGAUGAGUGAUAUAGAUAAAGCUUUGGAGGAAUUGAGAUCGAAUUCUAUGGAGCAGCUGGAUAAUGGCGGUCAAAACAUGACUCACGAGACUAUUUUCUCUUCUACUAGGGACUUGGAUAUAUCAUACUCUUCUGGAAAUCCGGAGGGAUCUAGUUCAGCCAAAUCCCUAUCGAAUGAACGAUCCGCAGGAGCAAAUUCGAUCAAUGGUAUUGAUACAAGCGAGCUGAACCCUGCUAUGGCAGAAUCAUGGACUCCUCCCCAGGUCACGGCUUACUUCAUAAUGUCUGGAUUUGACGUUCAAUCCUCGUCUCGUUUCCAGCAGCAUAAGGUAUCAGGUGCAAUCUUAUUGCAGCUAGAAUUAGCCCAUCUGAAGGAGCUUGAAAUUGAUUCAUUUGGGACGCGGUUCGAGAUUCACAAAGAGAUUGAAGAUUUACGAAAAGCCAGUAAACGUGCAGAUAAGGGCCGGAUUGACGGGAAGUCUGCUGAGGAAAAUCAGUUAAUGCCUCCAGCAUUUCUGAAUCAAGGACCGACAUAUCGUGGGCACGUCAGGAAAGUUUCGCGAUCUUUAGAAGAUUUCUCAUCAAAUUCUACACCGAUGAGUGCUGGGUCAAACGAACGACCCAAGAGUAAAGCAAAUCAGUUGCAAGCAUCUCAAAAUGAUACCCAGAAAGCCGCAUUAGCUCUGCCAUCCAUCUCUGAUAAAGAACUUGAUGAUGAGCGGCUAUUUGUAUCUCCUAGAAGAGCCCCGAAGCCGCCGUCCUAUCCUAGUCCGGUGCAACCUCCCAAGUCGCCAAUGAUUGGCAAUGAUUCUGGGAAUCGAUACUCUCCGCCAACAAUAUAUGAAAAGGCAAUGUCGAGUUCACUUGAACCUCCAGGCGCGUUCAAAUUUCCACCCAAUAGCCCUCAAGAUUUUAAAGCUAAAUCGGGCUUUUCGUUUGGGGGGAAGUCGUCGACAUCUUCAUCGACUCCAACAACCGACAGUUAUCCAAGUGGGUCGAAAGCUCAAGCAUCAGGUAAUAAUGCUGGAAACCGUAAUUCUGUUAUAUACUCGGGUCAUAAGAAAGCGCUAUCGGGUGGUUCCUUUGUUGAUCUGUACAACAGAGUUUCAAUGUUAUCUCCAACUGCGCCAAAUCUAACGGAAGAGGGCUCUAGUCAAGAUGAAGAUUUGAUACCCAAUGGUAGGCCGUCAUCUAGUGUCUACGCCGGCCAUUCAAGGAAUGCUUCCGUGGCACGUAGUAAGCUGCCUUCGCAGGACAUUAAGAAGCAUAGAAGGGCUUCGUCAUUGGUCUCUUUUUUCUCAGCUAAGAAUGAGGAACGACCAGUAUCGCCCGCUAAGAAUGCUUCCCAUUUAAGCUCUCACAGUCACAGUAAGAGAGAUUCUUUCAUUAUGAGUCCCUUCAGGCAACAGUUCACUGAGAGUGCCUCCCAUUCGGCGACGCCAGCGAAGGUCGGGAAAAGCCAUUCGAACAAGAAUACGCCGACUCCGCCAACUCUGAGAUCUCCAAUAAAACCAAACAGCGCAAAGAAAGACGAUUCAAAGAGGAGGUCUGUUAGCGCUAAAGAAUCAAGUUAUGACAGUACCAAAACUGAUGAUGACAAGAAUAAAAGGUCCGUGAGUGAGGCCCAGAAAGGAAAAGGUUUGCGUACGAUCAACACGAAAAACAUAUCUAGAAAGCAGCAAACAUCCGCUUUCAUGGAAGGGAUACGGAAUGUCAGUGUUAAGGAUGCUAUGAUGGAUGCAGACUGCUCCGGUUGGAUGAGCAAAAAAGGAAGUGGCACAAUGGGGGUUUGGCGAACUAGAUUUUUCACUCUCCAUGGGACCAGAUUAUCUUACUUUGCCAGUACAACUGAUACCAGGGAAAGAGGAUUGAUUGAUAUAACUGCGCAUUGUGUUGUUCCUGCCAAGGAGGAUGAUAAGCUAGUUUCGCUUUAUGCAGCUAGUACCGGUAAGGGUCGUUAUUGCUUCAAGCUCCUUCCACCUCAACCAGGUUCAAAGAAAGGCCUCACGUUCACGCAACCUCGUGUUCAUUACUUUGCUGUUGACAGUAAAGACGACAUGAGAGCUUGGAUGGCAGCUUUAAUUAAGACCACGAUUGACAUUGAUACGUCAGUGCCGGUUAUCAGUUCAUGUGCCACGCCAACUGUGUCAUUGAGUAGAGCUCAAGAAAUGCUUUCACAGGCCAGAGAGGCAACAAGGUUGAGAGAGCAGCAAAGGUACUUGAACGAAGAAGAUGAAGAUCAAAUGCUUUGGGAAAAGCAGCAAAAUAAGUUACAAUCGUCAGAUUAUGGGACUGGGAGUCAUGGCAAUACGCUACGCCAAUCUGAUGAUGAGGCUUUAGGUUCGGCUAUCAAUUUGUCGUCCAAUGGAAACACAACAGUGAAUUCUAAUGGCUUUGCUAGCCCUUAUUUGUUGGCGUCAGGCGUUUUGUCACCAAGCUUAGGGUCUAGCUCUGGCAAAUUUCAGGACACAACACCUGAUCUUACGGCUAAUUUGAAAGGGGAUUACUUUGGGCGACAUCAGCACAGUUCGGGUGAACAUUUCUAG
Torulaspora delbrueckii is the source of this 3051-nucleotide messenger RNA. RefSeq lists its product as uncharacterized. Gene Ontology annotation, biological process: retrograde transport, endosome to Golgi; endosome organization; receptor recycling. The transcript has a single exon. The coding region runs from base 1 to 3051 and encodes 1016 amino acids. Gene Ontology annotation, molecular function: protein binding. The record is from RefSeq and is a predicted model, not a curated record. Gene Ontology annotation, cellular component: early endosome; trans-Golgi network; recycling endosome. NCBI's taxonomy places the organism in Eukaryota, Fungi, Ascomycota, Saccharomycetes, Saccharomycetales, Saccharomycetaceae.